Fukomys damarensis (Damara mole-rat) is the source of this 2247-nucleotide messenger RNA. Its product is annotated as protein kinase C iota type-like. Lineage: Eukaryota; Metazoa; Chordata; Mammalia; Rodentia; Bathyergidae. The record is from RefSeq and is a predicted model, not a curated record. Gene Ontology annotation, molecular function: ATP binding; protein serine/threonine kinase activity. Gene Ontology annotation, biological process: protein phosphorylation.
CCAAGCUCACUUGGGCGGAGACGGUCAGAAGCGAACAUGCUGAGCUGCUUCUCCACUCCGCAAGGCGGCAGCCUCAGGACCCCAGCCAGAGAAAGUAUCUGUGAAAGAUUGAGAAGACGGCUGACUCCAUCCAGCCGCUGCAGGCCGCACUGCAGCAGCCACACGACUGUCACAGACACCCCAGGGAAGGUCUCCCCGGGAGUGACCACCAGUGCCCUACCAAAAUCAAGGCGCCCCAGGGAAGUCUCCCUAAGCCCAAAUACCACCGGCGCAGAAGCUGGGAAGAGCGCAGGGCAAGUAUCACCACGCCCAGAAACACCCAGUCACUCUGGGCAGGUCUCCCCAGAGCCAGACACAGAAAACCUAGAGAGUCCAAGUCCAGGGGCAGAGACCGAAGUCACAGCCCUCGGCCCCCAAGAGACACCGAGAAGCCUCGUGUACAUCCACCCGGGUCUGGCCGCUGCUAUUGGAAACAACUUCACAGAGAGCCUUGUGGAACUCCGGCCAGUAUGGUCCGUGCAGGCAGUCAGGCCGCACUCGCUCGCCAAGCGCUUGCCCAUUUUCCUGGACAGCCAACCCGUCUAUGGUCCCUUCUUCCCGGGCACCUCCACCACCCACACCUCUACCCGAUCAGCUCUGAUUUUGAGAAGAGACAUCAUGACGUCUUUUGAGAAUUACAGCUCCUCCGAGGGCCUUCGUGAUAAAGAUCGAGACGUGUGGUGUUUGAACAAUAAACAGCUUUUCACCCCAGAUUGGAUAGAAGAGGAAGGAGACCCGUAUACUGCGUCACCUCAGUUGGAGUUAGAAGAGGCCACUAGGCUUUCUAAAAUAAAGGAUUAUGAGCUCUUAAUUCCAGCGUUGCCUUGUGAACCAGAACAUCCUAAAGUGCCUUGUCCAGGAGAAGAGAAAUCCAUCCGGCACAGAGCUGCAGGCCGCUGGAGAAAGCUGUAUUGUGCAAAUGGCCACCCUUUUCAAGUCAAACGCUUCAGCCGUGUAGGGGGCCUUGGCCGCCAGGUGUAUACGUGCACCCGCUGUAAACUCUCGGUGCACAAGAAGUGCCACCAACUUGUCACAGUUCAGUGUGGGCAGCUCCUACCAUCAGAGCCCAUGGUGCCAGUGGAUCCAUCAACCAUGGCGUCAGACCCUGCGCAGACAGCGAUCCCACGAGACAGUUCAACUCAUGAGGCUUUAGAACGAGUUGAUGAAGAGAAUGAAACAGUGAACAACAGGGAAAGUAGCAAAGCUUCACCUGGUUUAGGUCUUCAGGACUUCAAUUUGCUUCGCGUGAUCGGCAGAGGAAGUUAUGCAAAAGUACUGUUGGUUCAACUGAAAAAAUCCAAUCGUAUGUAUGCAGUGAAAGCAGUGAAAAAAGAGCUGGUCAACCCUGACCGGGUCCGGACAGAGAAGCACGUUUUGGAGCAGGCAUCCAACUGUCCUUUUCUUGUUGGACUACAUUCCUGCUUCCAAACAGAAAGCAGACCGUUCUUUGUCAUAGACUAUGUAAAUGGUGGAGAUCUACUGUUUCAUAUGCAGCAACAAAGAAUACUUUCUGAAGAACCUGCCAGGUUUUACUCUGCACAAAUCAGUCUGGCAUUCAACUAUCUCCAUCAGCGAGGGAUACUGUACAGAAAUUUGAAAUUGGACAAUUUACUGCUGGAUUCAGAAGGGCACAUUAAACUUACUGACUAUUGCAUUUGUAAGGAAGGCUUACAACCAGGCGACACGACCAGCACUUUCUGUGGCACUCCUAAUUAUCUGUCUCCAGAAAUUAUAAGAGGGGAAGAUCAUGGCUUCAGUGUGGGCUGGUGGACUCUUGGAGUCCUGAUGUUUGAGAUGAUGGUUGGAGAGUCUCCAUUCCAUCUUGUUGAGAGCUUUGCUAACCCUUAUGAAAACUCAAUCGAUUAUCUCUUGCAAGCAAUUUUAGAAAGAGACAUUUUUGUACCUCACUGUCUUCCUCUAAAAGCUGCAAGUGUCCUGUAUGGUUUUCUGAACAGGGCCCCAAGGGAACAAUUGGGUUGUCAUCCUCAAAGGGGAUUGGCUGAUGUUAAGAAGCAUUCCUUCUUUUGAAAUGUUAACUGGUACAUGAUGGAGCAAAAGUGGGUGGUGCCUCCCUUUAAACCAAAUAUGUGUGGGGGAUUCGGUUUGAACAACUUUGAUCCUCACUUUGCUAAUGAACCUGUCCAAUUCUCCCCAGGUGACAGUGACAUAGUGAGGAAGAUCGAGGGGUAUGAAUUUGCAGGCUUUUAG